AUGGAGCCUCACGAGAUCGAAGACGUCAACGCCAGGAGGUCCUACAUAUCCGGCUACCCUCUUAGAAAAGUGCCGCCAUAUUUGGUCCAGGAUGAAAUGAUAUCUGGGUCAGUACUUCCCCGUACGUCGUGGUGGUAUGUAGGACAUGGCGGGCCUGCGCCGUUGACGAAGAUACACAAUCACGCCCAACCAUACGACUCUCUCCUGCAGAACAGAAGUUACGUGAAAGGUGGAUGCACCAAGUCCACGAGCGCGUUGCCCAGCGUACCGAUGCUCUUGAUUCUGUUUUGGGUAAUCGAUCUUGCGGCGAAUAUCUUGCUCGGUCUUGAUAGUCAGACUGGUAACGGAUGGCAAGAAUAG
Mollisia scopiformis is the source of this 360-nucleotide messenger RNA. RefSeq lists its product as uncharacterized. The coding region runs from base 1 to 360 and encodes 119 amino acids. The record is from RefSeq and is a predicted model, not a curated record. The transcript is spliced from 3 exons. NCBI's taxonomy places the organism in Eukaryota, Fungi, Ascomycota, Leotiomycetes, Helotiales, Mollisiaceae.